Amphiprion ocellaris (clown anemonefish) is the source of this 1733-nucleotide messenger RNA. RefSeq names its product guanine nucleotide-binding protein G(olf) subunit alpha-like. Bases 146 to 1375 code for a protein of 409 amino acids. The record is from RefSeq and is a predicted model, not a curated record. NCBI's taxonomy places the organism in Eukaryota, Metazoa, Chordata, Actinopteri, Pomacentridae. The transcript has 12 exons. Gene Ontology annotation, molecular function: GTPase activity; GTP binding; G protein-coupled receptor binding. Gene Ontology annotation, cellular component: heterotrimeric G-protein complex. Gene Ontology annotation, biological process: adenylate cyclase-modulating G protein-coupled receptor signaling pathway.
GGACCUGCUGGACCUGCUGGAUGCUGAUUGGCUGCUGCUUUCUGCUGGUGUGUUUUUGUCUUUGUGGACUUUGAUGGACGGACAGAGAGACGGACCGAUCUGGACCCUCUGAGACACACGAGUGACUCCAACAGCAGCAGGUGAGAUGGGCUGUCUGGGAGGGAAGACGGAAGAAGAACGACUGAAUGAAAAAGCAAACAGAGAAGCGAACAAGAAGAUCGAGAAGCAGCUGCAGAAAGAGAGACAGGCUUAUAAAGCUACACACAGACUAUUACUGCUGGGAGCAGGAGAAUCAGGUAAAAGUACAAUAGUAAAGCAGAUGAGGAUUCUUCACGUCGACGGCUUCAAUGCUGAAGAGAAGCAGCAGAAGAUUCAGGACAUCAGGAAGAACGUGAAGGAUGCCAUCGUGACAAUCGUGUCGGCCAUGAGCAUGCUGACUCCGCCCAUCCUUCUGGGUAACCCCGGCAACCAGUUCAGGGUCGACUACAUCAGGAGCAUCGCACCGCUGUCCGACUUCGAAUACACCGAGGAGUUCUUUGAGCAUGCUCAGAAGCUGUGGGAAGAUGAGGGAGUGAAGGCGUGCUAUGCACGCUCCAACGAAUAUCAGCUGAUCGACUGCGCCCAGUACUUCCUGAACAGGUUGGACUCGGUGAGGAGGACCGACUACACACCUACUGACCAGGACUUGUUGCGCUGCAGAGUUUUGACUUCAGGGAUUUUUGAAACCAGGUUUCAGGUGGACAAAGUCAACUUCCAUAUGUUCGAUGUAGGAGGACAGAGGGACGAGCGCAGGAAGUGGAUCCAGUGCUUCAAUGAUGUCACCGCCAUCAUCUUCGUCGCCGCCAGCAGCAGCUACAAUAUGGUGAUCAGAGAGGACAACUCCACCAAUCGGCUGAGAGAGUCUCUGGACCUCUUCAGAUCCAUCUGGACCAACAGGUUCCUGAAGACCAUCUCUGUCAUCUUGUUCCUGAACAAACAAGAUGUUCUGGCUGAGAAAAUUCUGGCUGGAAAAUCUAAACUGGAGGAUUAUUUUCCUGAAUACACCAACUACCAGGUUCCUGUUGACGGUAAAAACACACACACAUACCAACACAUACAUGUACUAACACACAUGUUGCAUGUGAACACACCUGCUGACAUCACUGACUCUGUAAUUCCAGCUGUUCCAGAUGCUGAUGAAGACCCCAAAGUGACCAGAGCCAAGUUCUUCAUCAGAGACGAGUUUCUGAGGAUCAGCACGGCCAGCGGUGACGGGAAACACUACUGCUAUCCUCACUUCACCUGCGCCGUUGACACCGAGAACAUCCGUCGCGUCUUCAACGACUGUCGUGACAUCAUCCAGCGCAUGCACCUACGGCAGUACGAGCUGCUCUGAUUGGCUGGCAGCUCACCUGGCUCUGCCCCCUGCUGAAGGACUGAUGUGAUGUGUAAUAAUCAGUGGUAAUAGGUGAUCGAUCUGAUAGAUCCUCGUGUUUCCGCUGCAUGUAACCUGACAUUUAUUGAUUAGUGAUUAUUAGGACAGAUGGAGUCUCCGUGUUGCUGUGUUUCUGUGCCUCAUGCAGGGGAUUGUGGGUAAUGCAGUUGUGAUGAACAGGCUGUGGCAGGGGCGGGGCUUAGACAUGAAAUUUGAAUAUAUUUUUACAUGUUUCUGAACUUGCUGUAGUGUUUAUUAAUAUCAUGUUUUAGAUUUAAUAACAGCUGAAUCUAAAUAAAUACUUUAAAUCCCAAAUGAG